Molecule: messenger RNA, 513 nt
Organism: Leptosia nina
Lineage: Eukaryota; Metazoa; Arthropoda; Insecta; Lepidoptera; Pieridae
Source: the annotation of a GenBank genome assembly
AUGGCGCGAAAAGAAGAACCAAAGAUACAACCCAAUAAUGAUUUGGAAAAGAGAAUUAUUGAAGCCUUUGAGGUAUUUGAUCAUUCUGGAAAGCAAGUGGUUGAUGUUCGAGAAAUAGGCACUAUAUUACGGUCUUUAGGAUGCUGCCCAACGGAAGCGGAAAUACAAGAAGUCAUUCUUGCGACUGAAAAUAAGGAAGCCACGGGCAACGUACCGUUAAUAAACUUUUUACCGUUCAUGUGUAAAGUAAUGAUAGAGCACAGGUUUUAUCCAGCCACUGCAGAAAUGUUAUUGGCUGCAUUUCGAUACUUUGACAAAGAGGGCCGCGGCUUUCUAACGAAGGAGAGAUUUGCACAGCUUAUGCUUGAGGAAGGAGAGCCCUUUACACAGGAAGAGUUUGAUGAAAUGAUGCAAACAGCUCUUGAUCCAGUUACAAAUACAAUAACAUAUGAAUAUUACAUCAAUCAGCUUAUGCAUUUGCGUGGUGAUAUAAAAACAACCUUCAAUACAUAA